Molecule: messenger RNA, 318 nt
Organism: Lottia gigantea (owl limpet)
Lineage: Eukaryota; Metazoa; Mollusca; Gastropoda; Lottiidae
Exons: 3
Molecular function (GO): protein binding
Source: RefSeq, a predicted model, not a curated record
UUAAAUCGACAUAAAUCGCUAGUAAACGUUACGGACCGGGAUGGAUAUAUACCAUUACAUAUUGCAGCAUACAACAAUAAUACAGACUGCGCUAAACUUCUGAUUGAAAAGACGCCGAUGUUAAUAUCGUUGACAAACAGAAAUGUUGUCCUCUACACGCCUGUUGUUUUGGAGCAUGACAGAAGUAUAGUAGCAAGAUGCUUGAUAAAAAAUGGCGCCAGGACAGAUUUGAAAAAUAUGUACGGAGAUACGCCUUUAGAGUGUUGUAUAGAUGAAAACAUGAAACAGAGUUUAUCAGAGUUUAUAAUACAAAAGUAA